CUUCUUCUUCUUCUUCUUCUUCUUCUUCUUCUUCUUCUUCUUUUUUCUUCUUCUUCUUCUUCUUGCAUGCUAAAUUUGCUGUUUUUCUGUGCUGCUGCCAUGGCCAUGGAUCCUAACCAAGUUCCUCCUCAAGGUCUAACCCCAGAAGAAUACCUCGAGCUCGAGCCCGUCAUUUGCAACUACCACAAAUUCGAGCCCAUGCCCAACACAUGCACGUCCCUAAUAACACAGAGAAUCGAUGCUCCAUCUCAUGCCGUCUGGCCUUUCGUCCGGAGCUUCGAUAACCCCACAAAAUACAAGCAUUUCAUCAAGAGCUGCAACAUGAUGGGUGAUGGCAGCGUUGGAAGCAUAAGAGAGGUCACCGUCGUUUCAGGGCUCCCGGCCUCCACGAGCACCGAGAGGCUGGAGAUUUUGGACGACGAGAAGCAUAUACUGAGCUUUAGGGUUGUCGGUGGCGAGCAUAGGCUGAAUAAUUAUCGGUCUGUCACUUCGGUGAAUGAGUUUGAGAAGGAAGGGAAGGCUUACACCAUUGUCUUAGAGUCUUACGUUGUAGAUAUACCGGAGGGAAACACCGGCGAGGAUACGAAGAUGUUUGUGGACACUGUCGUGAAAUUAAACCUUCAGAAGCUCGCCGUCGUUGCCAUGGCUUCACUGCAUGGACAUGAAUGAAGAUUGAUGUGCAUGCAUGGUUGCUUGGGACAAUAAUGGCCGGUGGGAGGGUUGGAUUUUUUUUUUUUUUUUUGUUGAAAUUUUAAUCAAGUGGUUGGUAUAUGCAAUGGUUCUUUCAACUUUGCAAGUUGGAUUUUUUUUUUAAUGGUUAGACAGUUUGGAUUGGUUUGUAUAUUUGGUUUAAUUUGUUGGGUUC
Juglans microcarpa x Juglans regia is the source of this 865-nucleotide messenger RNA. Its product is annotated as abscisic acid receptor PYL2. Gene Ontology annotation, cellular component: nucleus; cytoplasm. The coding region runs from base 67 to 669 and encodes 200 amino acids. The transcript has 2 exons. Gene Ontology annotation, biological process: abscisic acid-activated signaling pathway. Lineage: Eukaryota; Viridiplantae; Streptophyta; Magnoliopsida; Fagales; Juglandaceae. Gene Ontology annotation, molecular function: protein phosphatase inhibitor activity; abscisic acid binding; signaling receptor activity. The record is from RefSeq and is a predicted model, not a curated record.